UUUUUUUCUUGUCCUCUUGAUUCUGUUACCCUUUCCGCUGUAAUUUUUCAUUAUUUUCAGAGAUAUCAUGAAAUUACAACAAAGUUAAGGCUUAUUUAUGAAGAUGAAGACAAAUCACGCAAAAUGGAAUUGCGUUCCAUUGCCGGACCAAAUGAAUUUGCAGAAUUUUACUCACGAUUUAAAGCACUGAAAGAUGCGCACAGAAGAAAUCCGGACGAGAUCGCGGUACCGCUGAGUCUGGAAUUUCAAAAAAUGAACGAAGCAAUUGAAAAUCUCGAAUUGGCCGAGCAAGAAUUGAUUGACUUCACCGACGAGGAGAGCUAUGGGCGUUUUUUGGACAUGCAUGCAGUUUAUGAGAAAUACGUCAAUAUUAAAGGAAUUAAGAAAGUUGACUAUCUGACAUUUCUGAGCAAUUUCGAUCGUUUCGCCGAAAUUCCAAUAAGUUCGAAAAAAACAGGCAGCUAUCGUGAAUAUCUGAAUGUCCUAAAAGAAUACCUGAUCAAUUUCCUUGCGCGAACUCGACCGCUGCUUGAUGUGAAUGAGGAAUUCGAGAAAUCUCUUGUUGAUUUUGACAAAAAAUGGGAAGAAGGAACAUUGAGUGGUUGGAGUCGUGAUCAGCAUGGUGCUCUAGCGCAUUCCGGUGCUUUUCUGGAUCUCUCCUCGUUCGAAUCGGCUGCUGAUUUGGAAGCUCUGGGACUGGAUCCUCAUGAAUUAACACUGAAAGAAAGAGCCGAGAGACUGUUCGCAACCAAAGGACACAAACUGAGUGAAAUGGAGAAAACGGCUUUGGCGAAACGUAAAGAUGUGGAUCAGAAGGAGCAACUGAAGCUGCGCCAAACUGCUCGUCUCGAAACACAAAUACAGAGAAUAGCAUCCCUGUUAAGCGAAGAAAAAGAAGCGACAAAAGAAAAUGUAGAACGAAAGCAGGCACGGGGUGCUGGUGAAAAUGUUGAAGAAGAGGAUGUGGUCGAUGAACUUUCCGAUGACGAAGAGGAUGACAGCAUACCGUAUAAUCCAAAGAAUUUACCGCUGGGAUGGGAUGGCAAGCCAAUCCCAUAUUGGCUGUAUAAAUUACAUGGCCUGAAUAUCUCAUAUCCGUGUGAAAUUUGCGGUAAUCAAGUUUACAAGGGACCGAAAGCUUUCCAA
This is a messenger RNA of Gongylonema pulchrum, 1146 nucleotides long. The record is from the annotation of a GenBank genome assembly. Lineage: Eukaryota; Metazoa; Nematoda; Chromadorea; Rhabditida; Gongylonematidae.